AGAGAAGCUGAGGUCAGCCCAGAGCCUGACAACUCUCACUGAAGCUCGCUCUCUCCUCUACCAUGAAGGUCUCUGCCGUGUGCCUACUGCUCGCAGCUGCUGCCUGCAGCAUUCUUGUGCUGGCCCAACCAGAUGCAGUUAACUCCCCAGUCACCUGCUGCUACACAUUCAACAAGAGGAAGAUCCCAGAGAACAGGCUGGUGAGCUACAGGAGAAUCACCAGCAGCAAGUGUCCCAAAGAAGCUGUGAUCCUCACCACCAAGCAGAAAAAGGAGAUCUGUGCUGACCCCAAGCAGAACUGGGUCCAGGACUACAUUGCCAAACUGGAACAGAAAAGUCAACAGAACCCAACUCUAUCAGGACAUACAGCUAUACUUAAAAGAACAUCUACACUAGAAACUUCAGCACCGCUGAACACUAACUUAACCCAAGAAUCUGCAGCCAAUGUAUCUACCACAAGCCUUCCUUUAGUAACCUCAAACACUGCUACAGUAGCGACCGUAUGAAAGUGAACUAGUGUGACAUGGAAUGUAUCGCCUUAAAUAAUGUUAAUCUUAUUUAACUUAUUGAUGUCUUGAGUUCAUCUUCCAUGGAUAUUAGUAUUUCUUAGACUAGAUUUGGGACCAUUGCUUACCCUGUGUGGACCCAGAUUCUACAUUUUGAAUGUUAUGAGAGUCUUUGUAAAGAUGAGUAAAAAACUUUGUAUUUUAAAUUCCAAGGCAUUGUUUAAAAUAUUAUUAUGGAAAAGAAUAUUAUAUAAUUAUUGAGCAAUAUAUAUUUUUGU
This is a messenger RNA of Nannospalax galili (Upper Galilee mountains blind mole rat), 784 nucleotides long. Its product is annotated as monocyte chemotactic protein 1B-like. Gene Ontology annotation, molecular function: chemokine activity; CCR chemokine receptor binding. Lineage: Eukaryota; Metazoa; Chordata; Mammalia; Rodentia; Spalacidae. Gene Ontology annotation, biological process: inflammatory response; immune response; positive regulation of ERK1 and ERK2 cascade. The coding region runs from base 63 to 506 and encodes 147 amino acids. Gene Ontology annotation, cellular component: extracellular region. The record is from RefSeq and is a predicted model, not a curated record. The transcript is spliced from 3 exons.